Molecule: messenger RNA, 1268 nt
Organism: Myotis daubentonii (Daubenton's bat)
Lineage: Eukaryota; Metazoa; Chordata; Mammalia; Chiroptera; Vespertilionidae
Product: melanoma-associated antigen 4-like
Exons: 2
Source: RefSeq, a predicted model, not a curated record
AUGGGGAUCCCACGGGGGCUCCUCACCAACAUUUGGCUGCAGGAACAGUACCUGCUGUACCUGCAGGUGCCCAACAGUGAUCAGGAACACCACAAGUUCCUGUGGGGUCUCAGGGCCCAUGCUGAGACCACCAAGUCCAAAGCCCGUGGGUCCUCCUCGCCCAUCUUCUGCCCACACUCGGUCACUGUUCGAGCACGACUCAUCAUGCCUGGUCAUCAUAUGAGUGAGCCGUGGAAGCCUGAGGAAGACCAUGAGGACCCAAUGGAGAUCCCUGACAUGUUGGUAGAGGAACUGUUCUGGGCUAUGCAGGAGGAGGAGGUGGAGGAUGAGGAGGAGGCCCUGUCUCUCUACUCCUCUCGGGCCUCCUCCCCCUCAGUCCUGUUUAUAGACAGCCUAGAGGAGGUGUCUGCUGCUGAGACACCAAGUCCUCCCCAGAGUCUUCAGGGUGCCUCCCCCCAUGCCAUGUAGGCCUUGCCAUGGAGACAUGCUGAAGAUGAGAGCUCCAGCAGCCAAGAUGAGGAGGGUCCAAACGCUGAGGGAGGCCCUGAUGAAGAUGCCGAUUCCUUGCUCCACAAAGCACUGCAUUUGAAGAUGAUAGAAAUGGUGGAGUUUCUACUCCUUAAGUAUCGUGCAAAGGAGCCGACCACAAAGGCAGAAAUGCUGAGUAGUGUCAUCAAAGAGCACCAGGACCACUUUCCUGAGCUCUUCAGUGCAGCCACUGAAUGCAUCCAGUUGGCUUUUGGUAUUGUGGUGGAAGAAAUGGACCCCAGUACUCACACCUAUGUCCUGGCCACUGCCUUGGGGCUCAGCUAUGAUGGGAUGGUGAGCAAUGGGCACAGAUAUCCCAACACAGGCCUCCUGGUCACAGUUCUGUGGGUGAUCGCCUCAGAGGGUGAUUGUGCCCCUGAGGAAAAAGUGUGGGAAGCACUGAAUGUUGUAGGGGUGUAUGAUGGGAAGGAGCAUUGGCUCUAUGGGGAGCCCAGGGAGCUCAUCACCAAAAUUUGGGUCCAGGAACAGUACCUGCUGUACCGCCAGGUGCCCAAUAGUGAUCCUGCAUGCUAUGAGUUCCUGUGGGGUCCCCGAGCACAUGCAGAGACUACCAUGAUGAAAACCCUCCAGUUUGUGCUCAGGGUUAAUGACAGGGAUCCCUAUUCCCUUUCAUCACUGCUUGAAGGGCCUGAGUACAAUGACAACCACUAUGCCUGAGCCAGAGUUGAAUCCAGGCACUUUUCAGGCCCAUGAGCAUUAACUUCUUUUGCUGGGCAUGA